Phyllopteryx taeniolatus (common seadragon) is the source of this 3836-nucleotide messenger RNA. Its product is annotated as secretory carrier-associated membrane protein 1-like. NCBI's taxonomy places the organism in Eukaryota, Metazoa, Chordata, Actinopteri, Syngnathiformes, Syngnathidae. Gene Ontology annotation, biological process: protein transport. The transcript is spliced from 9 exons. Gene Ontology annotation, cellular component: trans-Golgi network membrane; recycling endosome membrane. Bases 147 to 1148 code for a protein of 333 amino acids. The record is from RefSeq and is a predicted model, not a curated record.
CGCAUUUGGGUUCAUCACCCCUCGGCUGAGGAUCUCUUUAGGUACUAAACAACAUUGGAUUUUUCUCCUUCUCACGAUUAAUUUCAGUUAGUUACAUAAAAACUCACAUUUCAACAAGGGGCGCGUCCGUGAAGGUGGUACAACUAAUGUCGGAACACGACAGCAACCCGUUCACGGAGCCGGAGCUCAGCAACCCUUUCCAGGAUCCUUCCGUGACACACGCAAGACAGACGACGACGACGACGGCGGCGACGAUGGCAGAGUACAAUCCCUUCACAGACUCCAAACCGACUGCGAUGGCGAGCAAGCCCCCGACGCAGCCCGCCAUCAUGAAGCCCACCGAGGAGCCUCCCGUCUACUCGCAGCCUCGGGUGCAGGAGUCGACAGGGGGCGCCGGCGAGCUCCUGAGAAGGCAGGAAGAGCUGGAAAGGAAGGCGGCCGAGCUGGACCGGCGAGAGAGGGAGAUGCAGUCGCUCAGCGCUUCUGGAGGCAGGAGAAACAACUGGCCCCCGCUCCCGGAGAAGUUCCCGGUGGGCCCGUGCUUCUAUCACGACGUCACGGUGGACAUUCCCGUGGAGUACCAGAAGACGGUCAAGAUCAUGUACUACCUGUGGAUGUUCCACACGGGGACGCUGCUGGCCAACCUGCUGGGCUCUCUGGCGUGGUUCUGCGUGGACCCGUCGCGCGGCGUGGACUUCGGUCUGGCCAUCCUUUGGUUCCUGCUCUUCACGCCGUGCUCCUUCGUGUGCUGGUACCGACCCGUUUACGGGGCGUUCAAGAGUGACAGCUCGUUCCGCUUCUUCGUGUUCUUCUUCGUGUACGUGUGCCAGCUGGGCGUCUACGUGAUGCAAAGCGUGGGCAUCCCGGGAUGGGGAGCCUGCGGGUGGAUAUCGGCCCUGACGUGCCUGAACGCCAACGUGGCCGUGGGAGUGCUGACCAUCCUGGUGGCGGCGCUGUUCACCGCGCUGGUCGUCAUGUCGCUGGUCAUGUUCAAGAAGGUGCACGCCAUGUACCGCACCACCGGCGCCAGCUUCCAGAAGGCCCAACAGGAGAUGGCGGCGGGCGUCAUGUCCAACAAGACGGUGCAGGCGGCCGCCGCCACCGCAGGCUCCAAGGCGGCGCAAGGAGCCUUCAAGGAGAGCAUCUGAACGGGGGAAUCGAACGGGUGCGCUCGUCGCCAGCCGCUCAACCGUACCUACUUCAUGCCUCGCUUCCUUUGAAAACCGAAUCAAAUACACUUAGGAUCGGUUAGCAGUAAGGAGUAUUAGGGUCACACUGGAAAAAAAAUACAAUCAUUUGCAAAGAAUAAAGUCAAACAAAACAAAACAAAAUUAGUGACCUCAUAAAAAAUAAAAAUAAAAAAUGAAGAAAAAAUUAAUGCACCUAUAAUUUAGCACUCAUGCUAAAACACUUGAAGGAAUGCAUCUGGUUUGUCCAAUGUUUUUGUGAUGUCCCUAUCCAAUAAUCACAUACUAGCUAUCUAAUGUUAAGCUUUUUUUUUUGGGGGGGGGGGGUCAAAAACUCCAACUUUGUGUUUUGUAAAAAAAAAAAAUUUAUUUCCUCAAAAUGAAAUCUUUACUCACAUCCCCAUGUUUUCUCCCUCCCAAAAUAGAACUUUGUUGUUGUAUUAAGCCUUUUUUUUUUUCAUAUGGAAGAAAUUCUUGAUGUUACAAAAUAAAGGUAUACAUUUUUAGGGGAUAAUGGUAGUUUUACAGGAAUAAUGUUGGAAUUUUAACAACAACAAAAAAAGACUACACAGUCAUUUGUUUUAUUUUUUAAAGGUGUAAGAUAGAGAAAAUGUUGAAAUAAAAAAAAAAACUAAGAAUAAAAUCACAUUUUGCCCAAAAUUUGAAAAAAGGCAUACAAUUACACAUUUUUAAAAGUAUUUUUUAAAAAGGCAUAUUACAAGAAUAAAGUUGGAUUUUGGGGGGGAAAUAAUUUUAAUACAACAAUUAUUUUUGUAGGGGGGGAGGGAAAUAAUACAAGAAAAAAAGUCAUUCUCUGAGAAAAAGGUAAAUAUUACAAGGAUAACUGAUAUUUUUUUUUGUGGGGAUCGUUAUCCUAAAAAAAUAUUCUGCUUUAUUUUGUAAGAAAAAAAAAACUAGUUUUACAAAGCUCGUCAUAGUUUUUCUUGGACAAAAAAUUCACUUGAGACGAACCAGGCAAUGUCAUGUGAAUAACCUCAGAAUUGUUUAAAGAAAAAAAAGUAAUACAAGAAAAAGUAGUAGUAAAACAAGGCUAAAUUAAGACUUGGUUUUGUUGGUGCAGGGGAUACGUCUGUUAUUUCUUUGAGAAAGAAAAAUGCAUUUUCAUAUUUUUUUGGGGGGAGGGGGGGGCUAGUAGUAGCAGCUUUAGGAAAAAAUAUUGCCCUCGUGUUUUUGAGUGAAAAAGGCACUAAAAUGAGGAAAAUUGUGUUAUUUUUUUUCAUGUCAGUGUGAUCCUGGGACUCUUUGCUCAAUCGGUUUCGCACUAACAUCUUCCUCCAAUGGCCCUGAAUGCAAAGUGAAGCGCUGAUGCCCCCUAGUGGCGAGCUUGUACAUUGCAUUCCAUUAGCUUCCCUUUCCGUCACAACGACCACAAUUUUAAAAUAGCUAAACCAUACUUCAGCAAAGAGCAUCAUAAGAAAAACUACAUUUCUUUCUUUUCGAGCGUGGUCACGCCAGUUUGCACUUUCAACGUGUCUCGCGUCUCCCGGCUGCGCAUUUACCUCACUUCCACUCAGGAUGGCCCACAGCCUCUCUCAUUAUUAUUAUUUUCAUUCAUGAGCCGAACUUUUACCACAGUGACAAAUGAUUAAAUGUGAGAAAAUGUAAGUUACCAUGUGAAGGAUUUCAAGCAAUGCAGCGGUUGUAAAUGCGAAGGGCUUAGUUUGCGUUUUUAGCCGAUAAAUGUGAGCGGACUUGCCUUGUACACUACUCACACAUACACAAAACGAAUCGAAAUGUAAAUUAAGACCUUAAAUCGUCUUGAAUUUGCAAACACUGCUCUACAGUUUUUGUUUAUUUUUUUUUAAACCACAUUCAUUUCAAGGUGUAUUAGCGCUGAAGAUGGUAGAAACACUGACAAUCAAAAUGUGAAAAUCAUCCGUGGCGAACGUUUGCUGGCUGCUUUGUUAACAAGGCGAUUGUGCCGGUUUAGACUUUGGGCUCCACGAUGACGUUUGUAUAUUUAUUGGUUCCGGACGAAAUCAAAUUCUUUUUAAAGAUCUUUUGCUUUUGUUCCCCAUGAAAAAAAAGGAAUGAAAGUGCACUACUACCUUGUACUGUGUCAGAUUGAAGUCAGAUUUUUGGUGGAAACCAUGGUGCACUAGUGCGCAUUUUACACGUGAGGGCGUCAAUUAACUAACACAACUGCGUGCGAGUAAUAAUAUAUUACGACAGUGCACCUCCGCAUACUCGCGGUUCAGCACCCGCGGACUCACCCAUUCAUGGAUUCCCCCCCCCCCCCCCCCCCCCCCCCCAAUUCUCUUUUGGUACACACAUACUCACCUAGACACUGUUCCAGAUUAGCACACUACUAGUCACUUUGAACUUCUUGAAUUUGCUGUGCCAGAUUAGUGCUCUAUUAGUAAUUUUCCAACUGCUCAAAAUUGCUAGAGGACUCUGCAUCCUUUGCACAAUUGUAAAACAAUAAAAAAAAUAAUAAAUGUGUCUGCAUUACCACACUACCGGUAACGUUUCAUUGCUCAGUGACGCUCCGUACUGUGUUUUUAUGUCUCUAAAGUAUUUUCUGUCAAAUGGCUGUCUGUUGUCGUACUCGAGCAGCUCCAACUACCGGAGACAAAUUCCUUGUCUCUUUUCAACAUACUUGGCAAAUAAAGAUGAUUCUGAUUCUGA